CGGAGCAGUGAGCUGACUCGCCGCCGUCCGGUACUACAGCCUCCUCGCCUCUCGGGUAUGGAUUAUUCGCAGCGAGCGGCAGCGGAGCCGCCAGUGCGACCCACGCGCUCCCCGCGGUCACUCGUCCGCUGACUGCUGCCGCGCGUGCCGUGUUCGCUGUCGCCCGCGAUGCCUCUCUAGGUCGUAACGAACGUGAGCGAACCUUUUAACCCGCCGCGGAAAUCGCCGGCAGCGACACAUUUCAAAGCAUGCCAUUAAUACAGACCCCAUUGUGUUUAAAUGACGAGACUAAUGCCUCCAUAUAAUAUCAUGGAAAGCACCUGUAAAACCAUUAAUUUCUGUGCAACUUUUAUGUGAUCUUGUUACUUUUUACUGCAAAGCUGCCAAAUCUAGGCUUUUCCGAAGACAUGAUUGAAGUGGACGCUUUCAAGCGUCCAUCACCCUCACCAUCCAGGAGUUCAGUGCGGAGCGACAGUCGGGUGUUCCGACAGCCGCGAGUUAUCCAAGUGAACCGCGAUGCUUCCACCAUGGUGGACGGCGAGCCCAGCGCGCCGGCCGGCGCUAGCGCUGUGCCCCCCACCCUCGUCUCAGACUGGGAGCCCCAUCUCAACCAACACUCUGCACAUUUCCGAUCUCGCACAUUCAGUGACGGCUUCAUCAGGAACACUAGCCUCGAACUUCUCCUGGGAGUCGAUUGCGAAGCUUGCCUCGCUUUAGCAGCUCAGAGACAAUGUGUAGAUAAACACAUAUCAAACCACGACUUUGAUUUAGUAUGUAAUUGUAAUGUACAACAAAAUAAUUAUUUAAAUUACCAGCGCGAAGUCCCAGAUCAACGAGGACACACUCUUAAUAUUUACGACUUUGAAAGGAUUAAAAGGGACACGGGGCGAAGUCACUUAGCAAUCGGAUCGCAUCGAAGCUUAGAUCGUAAACAUACUAAAAGUAAAACGAUUGGUGUAGGAAAUUACAUUUCGAAACAGUUGAUAUCAUAUGAUCAGACGAAUACUUUUGUGCAAAAAAUUAAAAGAAAAUUAUCAAAUUUAAAAAAAAUGGGUGGUGAAGCAGUCUUGAAAAAACAUCAAAACGCAGUUCAAUUAGCUGAGAUCGCAACAGGUUCCUCGAGCUCUCUCAAGAAACUAUCGAUGUUGUCUUUAGUCGACAAGUCCCAAAGGCGGGUGAAUAGCCAAAGUUGCAUAUUUCCUUCUUCUGGUUAUCAAGGAAAAGAUGACAUGAAAAAUAAAGCAUCAACAUAUGCAAAUUUCUCAAGUAACGUGGACCAAUGUUUCAAUGAGAGAUUACGAGACUGUAAUGUCAAUAUGGAUAGAAGUAGUCGAACAAAUAAAAUGAUCAAAAUGAGAAGUUUCGACAAUAACGACGAUCUCAUUUCAAGAAACUCUCCAGCCUUAGGAAGCGUGAAGUUUUCUACCUUGGACAAUCGUAGUCGAUGUAGAAGUAUAAGAAGGCAGAUGUCAUACAAUGAGUUUCCAAGUGAGCGGUUUAGGGAUAGACCACAAGAGACGUGGUCAAGAGACGAGAACACAAUGGAAUCGAGAAGUACUCGUAGUGACCUUGUGGAAGAUGAUUCACAAACUUUUAUUGAUGCAGACGUCAUGAUGCCUGCGCCUCGCACCACUCACGCACUCUGUACUUGUGACUCCAGCCGUGAUACUAGGAUACCUUCUAUAUAUUAUGAUACACAGGGAAAGAAAAGAGCCGCUCCCGCGCCCGACGUGACUGAACGCGGUCAAGGGCCGCGCGCCUCCUGCAGGAGCUGCAAAUCACCGCAGUGGCUGCGCGCGGGCACGCUGUCCACCACGAGCCACAGUUCCACCACCACGGCCAACUCAUCUCGUGUAUCGCUGUGGCACCGGCGCUGGUGCUGCGUGGCAGUGCUGGUGCUGGUGGCCGGCAGCGCGUGCGUCGCGGGCCCGCUAGCGUUGCGCGCGCCGCCCGGCGCUCCGCUGCACGAGCGCCUGCGUCUAGCUGAGCGGCUGCUGCACGAGACGCCCCUCAUUGACGGACACAACGACCUACCAUGGAAUAUAAGGAAAUUUCUACAUAAUAGAAUUAAGGAUUUUAGAUUUGACGAGGACUUGCGUACGAUAUCGCCGUGGGCGACCAGUUCCUGGAGCCACACCGACCUGCCCCGGCUUAAACAAGGCAGGAUCGCUGCGCAGUUCUGGGCGGCGUACGUGCCAUGCGACGCGCAACAUCGGGACGCUGUGCAGCUCACCUUCGAGCAAAUCGACCUUAUACAACGACUCACUGAGAAAUAUCAUCCGCAGCUCACCAUUUGCACCUCAUCCGACGACAUAGUGUCGGCUCACGCCAACCACCGGCUGUGCUCGCUGGUGGGCGUGGAGGGCGGGCACGCCAUCGGGGGCUCCUUGGGAGUGCUGCGCACGCUGUACCAAGUGGGCGUCCGGUACCUGACGCUCACCUCCACGUGCGACACGCCGUGGGCAGAGUGCGCUUCUGCAGACCGCCUUGAGCCUUCGCCCAGAGGCGGGCUCACUCACUUCGGAAAAGUUGUGGUGAAGGAGAUGAACCGGCUCGGGAUGCUGGUGGACCUGUCGCACGUGUCGGAAAGGACGAUGCGUGACGCGCUUGCUGUAUCGCGCGCGCCCGUGCUAUUCUCGCACUCGUCUGCACGCGCGCUGUGCAACGUGACGCGCAAUGUGCCCGACUCCGUGCUGCGGCUGCUCGCUGCCAACAAGGGCCUCAUCAUGGUUAAUUUCUACACUUCUUUUCUCACUUGCAAGGAAACUGCUACUGUGCAAGACGCCAUUGCGCACAUUAAUCAUAUCCGUGAGGUGGCUGGAGUAGACAGCGUGGGUUUGGGAGCCGGCUACGACGGCAUUAACUUCACUCCACAAGGGCUCGAGGACGUGUCGUCAUAUCCGCUACUCUUCGCCGAACUGAUGGAGGAAGGUUGGAGUAUAGAGGAGCUCCGCAAGCUGGCUGGUCUGAACCUGCUGCGAGUGCUAAGCGCCGCGGAGAACGUCGCUCGCGACAUGGCCAGCGCUCACGUGGUGCCUUACGAGGAGGUCCCACCACGUGUCCUAGAUCUUCAUAACUGCUCUAGUCAGGACCUUUAGAUAAUUAACAUUUAGAGACAAUUAUAGAAGUUAUUUUAUAGGCGUAAAACUCCUAUUCGAGACAGUCGCAAUUUUAUAAGGGUCUUACUUCCGGCAUUUACAUUAUGGAGGACAUCUACAACGUUUGUACUUCGCAUAUCAUUCCCAUUAGGACAAGUGUUUACAUAAUAGGUACGUAUAACACUUGAAUCAAAAUCAGUAACAUUGUUAUAUCUACUUACUUUUUCGUUGAUCUAUGCUAUGUACUAACUUAACAAUUUUGAUGAAACCAUACAUAGUUCUUAAAAUAUCUUUGAUAAUUGAAACCUAAUUUAAAUUGUCAAAGGAACUUCUAGCUUUCGUACAAUAUUAUGUCCUAAACACAACAAUACAUGAGAAAUAAAUAUAUACAGCUUAAUAACGUUAAUAUCACAUACAGCGUAACGUUGACAUAAUGUGUCAAGUUAAUAAAGAAACUAACUUCGGACCAUAAGUUCUAUUGAUGCUUAAUGUAACUAACGAAAACAGCAAUUAUCUCUACUGCAGUUUAUACACGCCUCGCCUCUCUUUUACGACUCCCACUUUUCCGCAAUAAAUACACAUUUGAAAGAUACAUCGCCUGUGAGAUCCGGUGAUACUUGUGCCAUCUACUUUUAUGUUGCGAAGUUAUAGUCGGUGAAAUAGUUUGAAAAUUCUAGUACUUUGGUACCUAUAACCUGUACAUAAAUAAAUUACUAAUAAAUACCUAUUAUUUUUUUAUUAUAUAAUUUUUAUGAAAGUAGACAGGUACCAGUUAUGAAAAAUGUACCUAGUUCUGUUUCAUCCAUACUUUUAUGCCUGCAAGUAAUACUAAUUAAACUCGACUGUCUGUCUCCCAAGCUUUAAAAUAGUAAAUAAGUACUUAGUUAUACUAAUUUAAGUAAAUUGUGUUAUGCAGUGGGUAAAUGCAUACUCAGGUUAACCACAUUUUACCCCUUCUGAUACAUAAGUACCUAAAUCAAUAUUCAAGUUUAUUUAUAUAAUUAAAUUUGACUGGGAAUAUUACAUAGGUACUUCCCAAUUCGUGCCAUUUAUACUAGGACUGGCAAUGAUUAUUUAUAGAACUCUUCAGAGAAUAUGAAUUCGAUUCAUUCAAAAUAAUUUACUGGUUUAUUAAAAACAGAUUCUGCCAAACGCUGGUAUCAUACGUGAGUGGUAAUUUUGUUCACUACUGUUGGCUGCUACAAUAUAAGCUCGCUGACAGCAAGGUCUACUUAUGUGUGAUAAUGUACCUACCUAAUAAAAUAGCCUUAGAGUUAUAUUAAUGGAUAUAUAUCGAUGACCAAAAUUAGAUUGAAUUAUAGAUUUAGGAAAUAUAGAUUUUACUUAUAAUCUCGAAUUACGGACGUAUUUUUUAAUUCGCACUGUGUAUCUCCUAACGCAAUAUUACUAUGUAAAUAAAUAUUUAUCAGUAAUAAUAGACGGAUCUUAAGACUGAUUAAUGUUUUUAAGAAUCUUAGUAUCUACUUAUGUAUCUUAAGAUUUGUUUAUUAUUUCUAAAAGGGAAGGGGGCGUGUCAUACAUCCAAAUCCAUUCACAAAUCCAAAGUAAACCAUGAAAGUAUACAAAAAUAUUCCUUUAUUUUUAUGUUGCAAAUAAUAAUAAUAAUAAAUGUAUUUGAUUAAUGACACCCUAAAUUAGGGCACAGCUUAAAGUUACGCAUUUUAAAUAGAUACUUACUUAUAGUAGGUGUAUUGACAAUCUACAUUUUAUUUAGAUUUUAAAAGAUUUAUUGGCACAAAACAAGAAAAUAUUUAGAAAUUAAUCAGUAAUUUAUAGAAAAUGAAAUUAUCAUUAUUGUAACUAUGUAGUAAAAUAUGUCGUACUUUCCAUAAUUUGUAUGAAACCUACGUUAGGUAAAUUUGUUUUAUUGGAUCUGGGUCUAUUUGUUAUUCGUGUUCCACAAGAGUUAUUUUACAAACUUAUGCGCUUCUUAACUAGGCUUGUAUUAUAUUUACAAGGGUUAUAUUUAUAUAAAUCCAUAUCCUUUUCUGUGUUUAGUUUAAUCCUAACGUUUGGUUUUUCAAAAUUAAUAGAUUUAAAUUACCUACUUACUUAAUCUUAAAUUAUAGUUAUACAAGUAACUCUUUACCCUUACAUAUCGUAUUAAAAUUAAAUUUAAACUAAGGUUUAAUAGCAGAAUAUUUAGUACAGGAUGAAAAAUACCUAAAAUAAUUGAAAAGAGUUCUUAAAUAGCGUAAAACAGGUGAGUUAUUUACCUAUCUACUUAUUACCGCUUUAGAAUUUUUUUCGUUGAGUAAUUCAAUUACGUUAUUAAUAAUUACGUUGUUAUUAAAAUAAAUCGGAUAUGAGUAAAAAUCAUAUCUAUAACUACAGUACAGAGAUCUUCUUACAUAAUUCAUAUCCUAGUUUUAAAUAGAGACCUAUCUUCGUAGGUAAGGGUGAUUCGACUCUAACUACUAUAGAAUAUUAUUUUUGAAUAUUUCAGAAAUAAAGUUUUUUCUUUUUCUUGCAAAAUUUCAUUAUUCUACUUCAACUUUAAUUAAGUCAACGGGAAAUAGGUAGGUACUCUUAUGAAUCGCAAAAUACUAUUAUACUAUUAUCUGCGAUCAAAUAAAGAACACAAACACAAAAUACUUUGUGAGCGAAAUAAGCAUGUCCAUAGUUGAGGACGUGCUGAGUGUUCAAAAAGAUCGGAAAAUAUCGGACAGGUGGACAAACAGACAGUGUACAUUUUGAGGUAUGGAACUUAAAAUCUUAAUCAUCUACAUCCAAAAUGAAAAGAAACAAAAUCGUGGUGUUCAAGUUUUUUCAAAGUGCCUAGGUAAAUUAAAACAACUAAGCAAGUAAACUUGUGUACGGCAUGCAUGUCGAUAAGCAGUUGCCCUAGCUUCUAAAUUUGAUGUGCAAUUUCUCACGGCUAUAAGUAGAUAGCUGAAGCAAUGUAGAUUAGGUGAAUUCUCCAUUGUACCUACUCUCACACUGUUGAGUUGAGACCGAUAAAAUCCGGAAAUGCUACAUACCUUUGUUCUUUUCUUUUCAUUGUGAACUUUUAGCUGGCCCUGCAUUUUUUUUAUUCAUCUGUAAACACUGUUGCCUUACCUCAAAUUCAACUCUAUCAACUUGAUAUGAUAAUGCCACAGAAGUUGUUGAACAUUUCAAACUAAAAUCACAAAUGAUUUAUUCAACUAAGUGAUAUGUGGGUACCUACUCCUGCUCUUCAGACUCUGGUGGAUUUUUUCUCAUAAUGGUUGUUCAAUAACAGGACUAUAAAAACUGACAAUGUAAGUUGGUUCGGUAGGCAAUCUUUGAUGAUUUAAUUUAUAAGUAAGCUAAGUUAAUAAGUAGGAAAUGUGUACCUACUUUAUUUCCUUUUAGUAGCCACGUCACCACAUCAUGUCAACAAUAAUGUACUUGAUUAAUUGAUAGAUAAAUUCAGUAGUUCUUCGUAACUAAAAUGUAGAAUCUGAACGUAUUAUAAUAUAAUUAGAACUUGUAUUACUUAUCUUAGGUAUUUAGAGCUUUUAUGUCAUUUUAUAAAACAAAUCCUGACGCGCAGAAUAAAUCUUGUACCAAAA
Molecule: messenger RNA, 6655 nt
Organism: Plodia interpunctella (Indianmeal moth)
Lineage: Eukaryota; Metazoa; Arthropoda; Insecta; Lepidoptera; Pyralidae
Exons: 10
Coding region: 408-3098 (896 amino acids)
Biological process (GO): proteolysis
Molecular function (GO): metallodipeptidase activity
Source: RefSeq, a predicted model, not a curated record